This is a messenger RNA of Nicotiana tabacum (common tobacco), 2953 nucleotides long. Lineage: Eukaryota; Viridiplantae; Streptophyta; Magnoliopsida; Solanales; Solanaceae. The record is from RefSeq and is a predicted model, not a curated record.
GAUUUAUCUCUGUUCCCUUAACCAUCUUGCAGGAUGGACGAAGGUAGACAACCACUUUCAAGAAAGAUGCCUAUUUCCUCUAGCAAGCUAAGCCCAUACAGAUUAAUGAUUUUACUUCGACUUGCAAUUCUUGGGCUCUUUUUCCACUAUAGAAUAAUGCACCCUGUCCAUGGUGCUUAUGGAUUGUGGCUGGUGUCUAUUAUAUGUGAAAUAUGGUUUGCCGUAUCCUGGAUAUUCGAUCAGUUCCCAAAAUGGUUACCUAUUAAGCGAGAGACGUACCUAGAUAGGCUGUCACUAAGGUAUGAGAAAGAAGGGAAGCCUUCUGAGUUAGCCCAUAUCGACGUUUUUGUUAGUACUGUGGAUCCAUUAAAAGAGCCUCCACUUAUUACUGCAAAUACUGUUCUCUCUAUUCUUGCUGUGGAUUAUCCGGUGGACAAGGUCGCAUGCUAUGUCUCUGAUGAUGGUGCUGCCAUGCUUACUUUUGAGGCACUAUCUGAGACAUCUGAGUUUGCAAGGAAAUGGGUCCCAUUCUGCAAGAAAUUUAGCAUAGAGCCUCGAGCCCCCGAGUGGUAUUUUGCUGAGAAGGUUGAUUAUUUGAAGAACAAAGUAAAUCCAUCAUUUGUGAGGGAACGCCGUGCCAUGAAGAGAGACUAUGAAGAAUUUAAGGUUCGAAUAAAUGGAUUGGUUUCCAUGGCACAAAAGGUUCCUGAGGAUGGUUGGACCAUGCAAGAUGGAACCCCUUGGCCGGGGAAUAAUGUCAGGGAUCACCCCGGGAUGAUCCAGGUCUUCCUGGGUCAUGAUGGUGUCCGUGAUAUUGAAGGGAAAGUUCUGCCUCGCCUUGUUUAUGUUUCUCGUGAGAAGAGGCCAGGGUUUGAUCACCACAAAAAGGCCGGUGCCAUGAAUGCUUUGAUGCGGGUGUCAGCGGUCAUCUCAAAUGCUCCUUAUUUACUCAACGUGGAUUGUGAUCACUAUAUAAAUAACAGUAAGGCACUGCGAGAAGCUAUGUGCUUUAUGAUGGACCCCACUUCAGGAAAGAAAAUAUGCUAUGUACAAUUUCCUCAAAGAUUUGAUGGCAUUGAUCGACAUGAUAGAUACUCAAACCGCAAUGUGGUCUUCUUUGAUAUAAAUAUGAAAGGACUUGAUGGGAUCCAGGGUCCGAUUUAUGUGGGAACGGGAUGCGUCUUCAGGAGGCAAGCACUUUAUGGAUAUGAUGCUCCAAAGAAGGCAAAACCUCCAGGGAAAACGUGCAAUUGUUGGCCGAACUGGUGUUGCUUUUGUUGUAAAUCUCGAAAGAAGCAUAAGAAAGGGAAAACGAGCAAGGAUAAAAAGAAGAUAAAAGGCAAGGAUGCUUCGACUCAGAUUCAUGCCCUUGAGAAUAUUGAGGAAGGAAUUGAAGGAAUAGAUAAUGAAAAAGCAUUACUCAUGCCCCAAAUAAAACUCGAGAAGAAAUUUGGACAAUCACCAGUAUUUGUUGCUUCAACACUUUUAGAAGAUGGCGGUGUUCCUCUAGGAGCAACCUCAGCAUCUCUCCUGAAAGAAGCCAUCCAUGUUAUUAGCUGUGGUUAUGAAGACAAAACAGAAUGGGGUAAAGAGGUUGGAUGGAUUUAUGGAUCUGUUACUGAGGAUAUCUUAACUGGGUUCAAGAUGCACUGCCAUGGUUGGAGGUCUGUGUACUGCAUGCCGAAAAGGCCUGCAUUUAAGGGGUCAGCUCCUAUCAAUCUUUCAGAUCGUCUGCAUCAGGUUCUGCGGUGGGCCUUGGGAUCUGUUGAGAUUUUCUUUAGUAGACAUUGUCCCAUUUGGUAUGGAUAUGGGUGUGGUCUGAAACCAUUGGAGCGGUUUUCAUACAUAAAUUCAGUUGUCUAUCCAUUGACUUCCAUCCCUCUGAUUGCAUAUUGUACAUUGCCAGCAUUCUGUUUGCUUACUGGGAAAUUCAUCGUUCCAGAGCUUAGCAACUAUGCCAGCAUUGUGUUCAUGGCACUUUUUAUAUCAAUUGCUGCGACCACUAUUCUGGAGAUACGGUGGGGAGAUGUUGGCAUAGAUGACAUGUGGAGAAAUGAGCAAUUCUGGGUUAUUGGUGGUGUCUCGUCCCACUUUUUUGCUCUUAUACAAGGUCUUCUUAAAGUUUUGGCUGGUGUCAACACAAACUUCACUGUCACAUCAAAAGCAGCAGAUGACGGGGAGUUUUCUGAGCUUUACCUCUUCAAGUGGACAUCCUUGUUGAUUGUUCCGAUGACCUUGUUAAUUAUCAACAUCAUAGGAGUUGUAGUUGGAGUUUCAGAUGCAAUCAACAACGGAUAUGAUUCGUGGGGUCCUUUAUUCGGCAAGCUUUUCUUCGCCUUAUGGGUCAUUGUUCAUUUGUACCCCUUCCUCAAAGGUUUGAUGGGGAAACAAAGCAAUGUUCCAACUAUCAUCGUUGUGUGGUCUAUCCUUCUAGCUUCUAUCCUUUCGUUGUUGUGGGUCCGAAUCAAUCCAUUCGUGUCAAGAGAUGGACUCGUGUUAGAAGUAUGUGGGUUGGAUUGCGAGUAAGAUCAAGAAAUUGGACACGAUAAAUGGCUCGAGUGUAUAUGCGAACGAAAUGUUCAAAUAGGGGAAGAAGUUCAACCCCUAACACUAUUGUUUUGAUCAUCAAUGAAUAUGAGGAAGAGCUCUGGUGGUUGUGUAUAGAUUAAAAGGCAGGUAGCAGACACAUUGAUAUUUGUUUUGCAAAGUGUUUCUUGAUUCUUUUUUGAUACAUUUUGGGAUUUGUUGCUUGGGAGUUGGAAGAAGGGGGGAGGGGUGGAGUUCCAAUAUUUGUAAUCCCAACAGAAGAUAAGAUUAGUUGUCAUAAGUUAUAUCCCCUUCUCAAUAAGGGAUAUCACACGGAAAUGUUUUUUCAUCAGUAAUUUAAGGACUUUUGUUCCACUGUUGCCAUUCUAAAAGAAGUGAAAUUGGAUUCUGGUGUUUUGUUCUAUAA